Molecule: messenger RNA, 1893 nt
Organism: Vigna angularis (adzuki bean)
Lineage: Eukaryota; Viridiplantae; Streptophyta; Magnoliopsida; Fabales; Fabaceae
Product: leghemoglobin reductase
Exons: 2
Coding region: 92-1594 (500 amino acids)
Cellular component (GO): oxoglutarate dehydrogenase complex; mitochondrion
Molecular function (GO): flavin adenine dinucleotide binding; dihydrolipoyl dehydrogenase (NADH) activity
Source: RefSeq, a predicted model, not a curated record
AAAAAAGAGCAUGCGUAGUGUGGUGUGCUAGGUUGUGAGAGGAAGUAGCUCAAAUCAAAUCCCAAGGAAUCGGAAAAAAGACAGAAGAAUCAUGGCCAUGGCAAGCUUGGCUCGACGGAAGGCGUACGCUGUCGUUUCAUCAUCCAGGUCGUCGCUUUUCCUCACAAGUUUGAGGGGAUUCGCAUCCGGAUCUGACGAAAACGAUGUUGUCGUCAUCGGAGGCGGUCCCGGCGGCUACGUCGCCGCCAUUAAAGCCUCGCAGUUGGGUCUUAAAACCACUUGCAUCGAAAAGCGUGGAACUCUCGGCGGCACCUGUCUCAACGUUGGAUGCAUCCCUUCCAAGGCGCUUUUGCAUUCUUCCCACAUGUACCAUGAGGCUAAACAUGCCUUUGCCAACCAUGGAGUCAAGUGUUCAUCUGUCGAGGUUGAUUUAGCUGCCAUGAUGGCUCAAAAGGAUAAAGCUGUUUCGAAUCUUACCAAGGGUAUUGAAGGACUGUUCAAAAAAAACAAGGUAAACUAUGUCAAAGGUUAUGGCAAGUUUGUUUCACCAUCCGAAGUAUCUGUGGACACCGUUGACGGUGGAAAUACUGUUGUGAAAGGAAAGCAUAUCAUAAUUGCCACUGGCUCGGAUGUGAAAUCUCUACCUGGUGUCACUAUUGAUGAAAAGAAAAUUGUAUCAUCAACUGGUGCUCUUGCUUUGACUGAAAUCCCCAAGAGACUAGUAGUCAUUGGGGCAGGCUACAUUGGGCUAGAGAUGGGCUCAGUAUGGGGCCGACUUGGCUCUGAGGUAACAGUUGUUGAGUUUGCAUCAGAAAUUGUUCCAACCAUGGAUGCGGAGAUCCGGAAACAGUUUCAGCGUUCUCUUGAGAAGCAAGGCAUGAAAUUCCAGCUGAAGACAAAGGUUGUUGGAGUCGAUACUUCUGGGGAUGGUGUGAAGCUAACACUUGAACCAGCUGCUGGUGGUGAUCAGACUACACUUGAAACAGAUGUUGUCCUUGUAUCUGCAGGUAGGACUCCAUUCACUGCUGGACUUGGGUUAGACAAGAUAGGAGUUGAAACUGACAAGAUCGGACGGAUUUUGGUAAAUGAAAGAUUCACCACAAAUGUCUCUGGAGUUUAUGCGAUUGGGGAUGUAAUUCCAGGCCCAAUGUUGGCACACAAGGCGGAAGAAGACGGGGUUGCUUGUGUGGAAUACAUAGCUGGAAAGGUUGGCCAUGUGGACUAUGACAAAGUCCCAGGUGUUGUCUAUACAACCCCCGAGGUUGCUUAUGUUGGGAAGACAGAGGAGCAAGUGAAGGCACUUGGAGUUGAAUACCGUGUUGGCAAAUUCCCAUUUAUGGCUAACAGCAGAGCUAAGGCAAUUGAUAAUGCUGAAGGACUGGUGAAGAUAUUGGCUGAGAAGGAGACGGAUAAGAUAUUGGGAGUGCAUAUUAUGGCACCCAAUGCAGGAGAGCUCAUUCACGAAGCAGCAAUAGCACUACAGUAUGAUGCAUCAAGUGAGGACAUUGCACGUGUGUGCCAUGCACAUCCAACAAUGAGCGAGGCUGUGAAAGAAGCCGCAAUGGCCACUUAUGACAAGCCCAUUCACAUAUGAAGAGCUAGUUGCUUCUUCAUUCUCGUUUCAUUUUUGUCCAACAAUUUUACAAUGACUUGGAGAUGAUACCAGCUGUGUUAAAUUUAGAUUCAGGUUUUUAAAUGAAAAUUAUCCCCCUGUUUACUUGUUUGCAUAAUAAGAGGAAUGAUCGUGUUGUUCUUAUCUCUGUUCAAUAAUUUAUAUCUCCCCUUCUCUCUGGGACAAUGUUGUAAUUCUUACAGGGUGAAGACAACUUAAAUGGGAUUGUGAAACGGUUUGAUUAACACAUUGUUGGGUAUUUAUAAAUUAUUUUUCAUCCA